CUGACAUUUAAUUCUUCUCCUUCAAAACCCCCCCCCCCGUCGCCAAAGAAAAGUUUUUUUUUCCUUACCCUGCAACAGCCGGCGGCCAUGACAGAGCUAUCAGCGGCGCCCGUCCUCUCGACGCCCGCCGAGCACACCUUCGAAGACCCGACACCGACGCCCCCGCCGCCGCCGACCGAGCUGCGAACCGAAGAUGAACUCGCGUCCGUCUACGAGAUUGGGCGCACGGCGCGCGAGAUCAAGGAAGGCGGCUGGAACCGCGUCGCCCUGCAGUUUCCGGACUCGAUGCUGUGCGACGCCUCGUGGGUCGCCGAAGCGCUGACAAAGGCGCUGGGAGGCGGCGGCGACGGCCACCGGGUCUACAUCCUCGCCGACACGUCCUACAGCGCAUGUUGCGUCGACGAGAUCGCCGCCGAGCACGCCGACGCACAGGUCGUCGUGCACUACGGCCGCUCCUGUCUGUCGCCCACGUCCAGGCUGCCCGUUAUCUACGUCUUCACGCGGCACACCCUCGACAUCGGACAGGCCGCCGAGGCCUUCCGGAAAGAGUUCCCAGACAAGGAGAAGAAGGUCGUCGUGAUGGCCGACGUGACAUACCAGGACCACGUCGUUCCCCUGACGUCGAAGCUGCGGGCGACCGGAUACACACAGCUACUCCACACCCAAGUGGCACACGACCCCGCCGGCACGAUACCGAACCGCAGCAUCGUCGACUCGGCGUCCCGAGAGGGUUCCGAGACCGACCUAUCCCAGUACUCCCUCUUCCACAUCUCCGCGCCACCUCCGGCGCUCCUCCUCGCCCUGCAGACUCGGAUGGCCUCCCUGCACGUCCUCUCGACGCCGAGCCUCUCGACCGACGACCCGACAAGGACGACGAACGCGCUGCUGCGACGGCGGUUCGCGCGGGUCCUCACGCUGGCAACGGCCGGCGUGGUGGGCAUCCUCGUCAAUACACUCUCCGUGUCCAACUACCUGGGCAGCAUCGACCUCCUGAGGCGGCGCAUCGCCGAGGCCGGGAAGAAGAGCUACACGGUGGUGGUGGGCAAGCUCAACGCCGCCAAGCUGGCCAACUUCGCCGAGGUCGACGGCUGGGUGGUCGUGGGAUGCUGGGAGAGCGGGCUGGUCGAGGAGGACGCCGGGUUCUUCAAGCCCGUCAUCACGCCCUUCGAGAUGGAGGUGGCGCUGAAGCCCGAGAGCGAGCGCGUGUGGGGCCUCGAGUGGUGGGGCGGCAUCGAGAAGAUGGACCACACCGCCGCCAGGCCGGACGAGGAAGAGCUGGACGAGGAUGAGUCGGCGCCGCCCGAGUACGACUUGCGCACGGGCAGGCUCGUGGCCAGCCGGCCGAUGAGGAUGCCCAUCCGCUCGGCCAACGGCGCCGCCAAGGCCGACGACGGGGAGCGGAGCGCCCAGGCGCCGGGGCGGUCGGCCCUGGUGAAGCGGGAGGUCGGGGAGGUGGCCACCAUCAACGGGGUUCUGAGCCCCGGCGCCGAGUACCUGCGUUCGCAGAGGACAUGGCAGGGCCUCGGGACGGAUUACGACGAGGAGAGCAGCACCGUCGUCGAGGAGGGCCGCAGCGGCGUUGCGCGCGGCUACAAGGUGGGAGAGGACACCGGCAGAGCAUAACAAGGACUGGGUUUCCCGGGCACCAAAACGGCGUAGCGGGGAGGUGGGGGCACACUUGGGACCGGAAAAUAGACAGGGAGAGGAACGAGACGAUACCACAUUCACGAACAUGCCCCAUCUCCCUCCCUAUUGGAAAAGAAAGAUAUCAAGACAGUCUGCAACUGACAGACUGUAGACCGAGACCCGCGCACAUAAAGCGUUGAAAGAACCGGAUAAGAAAAAAGAUCAUGUCUGAUAUUUCCGAGUCGACGCCGUUAGAUUCAUCAUCAUUAAAGGAGGAUUCCUCCCGCUACAUGCGCCGGGUCGCUAAUGGAAACAGAAACCCCCCCUCUCAUCCUUUCCUUCGCUUUCGUCGUCUUUCUAGGCAUCCCUAUCCUCGUCUUUAUCGUGCUACCAUUCCUCAUCGUGUCAUUGCGUGGUAUCUUUUCUCGUUCUUAUUCUCGUUGUUUGUUGUUGUUGGUCGUGAUUUGAUUCGUUUCCUCCGCCCAUCCCCCCCCCCC
Messenger RNA from Colletotrichum navitas, 2123 nucleotides. RefSeq names its product diphthamide biosynthesis protein 2. Gene Ontology annotation, molecular function: 2-(3-amino-3-carboxypropyl)histidine synthase activity. NCBI's taxonomy places the organism in Eukaryota, Fungi, Ascomycota, Sordariomycetes, Glomerellales, Glomerellaceae. The transcript has a single exon. Gene Ontology annotation, biological process: protein histidyl modification to diphthamide. The coding region runs from base 88 to 1623 and encodes 511 amino acids. The record is from RefSeq and is a predicted model, not a curated record.